Molecule: messenger RNA, 3596 nt
Organism: Oryzias melastigma (Indian medaka)
Lineage: Eukaryota; Metazoa; Chordata; Actinopteri; Beloniformes; Adrianichthyidae
Gene: pbxip1a
Product: pre-B-cell leukemia homeobox interacting protein 1a
Exons: 10
Coding region: 254-2557 (767 amino acids)
Source: RefSeq, a predicted model, not a curated record
GCGGCUGGAGACGCGCGCGCGCGGGCGGGCUGCGACUCGGAGGAGCGGGAAUCAGCGCGGGGCUGAGUGGGAACACGGAAGUGCGCGAUUGGGAAUUUUCCUCCUUUGUUUAUGUCCAGAAGUGCAGGCUGCUGCUGCAGAACCCGCCGCUGAGGUUCCGAGCUGCGCGUGCUCCACAGAACCUCCGCCGUGCGCGGAGCAUCCGGAACCCGAAGCAGCCUCCCGCCGUACCCAGCCCGGCCUGCAGGGGGCGAUGUCGGACAGCAGCAACAGCACAGGCAGCACCGGCUCCUCCACCAACAGCUGGACCCUCCUCUCUCCUGAGGAGGUCGCCAUCGAGAAUGUGGGGCCCGUGGACGACGGCACGGAGAGCCUGGGCGACGCCCCCAGUCUGUCUGAGGAAGUAGCAGGAGCUGCUGAGUUCAAGCCGGCUGAUGUUCCCGUUGAGACGGUGCUUUCUGAAGAAGGUCACCAGGUGUGUCAGGAGACCUCCCCCGAGUCCAGCGAGGGCCCCGUCCCGUCCAGCCCCGCCCGCAUGAGCCCUCGCCCCGACACCCCCCUCGACCCCCCCGACCUGGACCUGGAGAGUCAGCCUCCGGUCAUUCACGACAUCGUCACCUCCUCCCCCAGCGACAACGAGCACCUGGGGGGCGUGUCUUUCGUCACCAACAUUGAUUUGAGCGCUCCGCUCCACGUUCCAGAGGUUGACAUCUCUGAGGAGCUGUCUUUGGCUCCGCCCACAGCGGAAGGCCCGGCCCCGCCCGAGCUCGACACACCUGCUGAUUCUGGUGAGGUCGGAGCCGAGUCUGACCCCCCCACAGAGACCCUCUCAGCCUCAGAUUCCCCGUCCUCUGUGGAAGCUGGAAGCGGAGUGACUCCAGAACCAAAAGAAUCUCCACGGUCUGACCCAGAACCCCCGCUGACGGAGCAGUCGGAGGAUGGUCCGGCACCAGAAACCGUCGGUUCUGCUGAAGACGAGGAGGAGGAGGAGGAGGAGGAGGAGGAGGGGGCACCUCUAAAGCCAGAGGAGAUGCCGGCUCAGGAGGAAGAAGAGGAGGAUGAAGAGUCUACCAGCAGCUUCCACGACGGGCUGAGGAGGAGGAACGUGGCCUCCUUCGACGCCGCCCGACCGCGGACUUCAGACGAGGACGACGACGAGGAGGACGUGGAGGUGAAGCUGCCGGAGCGGGAGGAGGAAAAGCCCUGGCUCUCUGUGAACAAGUGCAUUGUGGGAGCUCUGGUCCUCCUCUUCUUAGGUUCCCUUUUCCUCUCAGGUGACUUUGACGCCUCUGAGCUGAGCGACGGCGAGCACGUUCAGGACUGGAUCCGCCCAGAUCCUCAGGAUAUGAAGACGCUGAUGGAUAAACUGCAGCAGGAAAACCAGGAAAUCCGUCAGCUGGAGAACCAGCUGCAGUCCAAGACGGAAGCGCUCGAUUCCGAGAUGCGAGCGGCGGCGGCGAGCGGGGACGAGAAAGGAAAGGCGGAUCUAGAAGCGGAAAACGUGAAGUUGAAGGCGGAGCUUUCGUCUCUGCCGGAGCUGAAGAAGGAGGUGGAGCAUCUGAGGGCGCGAGUGACGGAGCUCAGCCGGCUCUCCGCGGAUGCUGCUCCUCCUGCUGCCGCUCCUUCCUCCUCUCAGUCGGAUGACGUCGCUGCAGGAGAGCCGCUGACCGUCCAGGACCCCGGCGCCGGAGGAACGCUGAAAGACAAACUGAAGCGACAGAAAGUUCUGCUGAUGGAGAGCAAGAGGAGGCUGGAGGGGAUGAACAGAGACGGAGGAGACGGGAAGCGGCUCCAGGACGGCCUGGAGGAGAUCCGCAGGAAACUGUCGGAACACGUGGAAAGUCUGGGAACGAAGAAACCGCAGGAGAACAAAGGAAGAAGAUCUGACGGCCACAGGAAAGACGACAAGAAGGAGUGGAAGCACGGCAAGGAGGGAGGACGGAGGCAGGACAGGAAGGAGGACAGGAAGGAGGACAGGAAGGAGGACAGGAAGCCUCCGAAAGAGAACUCUCACAAGGAAUCCUGGCGGAAGCACCAGGAUGAGUGGGAGAGGAAGAAGGACGAGCGCCGCGUGGACCGAGAGGAGCGAAGGAGGGAAAAGCCGUGGCACCGCCGGCCCGAGAAGAGCCCCCACCAUCCUCAGCAGCCCCCCCGACAGCACCACGGCGACUUCUGGAAGGACCAGGAGCUGAAGCUCCACCGCAACGUCCGCCCCCGGCUGGACUGCCGCUCGCUGGAGGACUGCGCCGCCCGGGAGGGGCUGUACCCGGUGGAGCUGCCGGAGUUUGAGGCGCUGCUGGAGGGAUACCUGAGUAAGCUGGAGAAGUCCUCGGCCGAGAGCAAGAACGGCGUCCGGAGGCUGACGGCCGAGUUCUUCGAGGACGGCGUCUUCAUCCACGACCGGGCGCUCUUCGGCAGCUUCGCCGAGGACGUGGCCGACGUCCUGGAGGACAUGGUGGACCUGUUCGAGGCCGGCAGGAAGCACGACGACUCCCUGGAGGAGGAGAUGGAGGAGUUUGAGCGGGAAGCCAUGUGGAAGUUUGCCGCCACGGCCUGAAGACGCCGCGGCGCGGUUCCGUAGGACUUCUCUGCUCCUCUUUAGGGUUCUGGUAGCUUUUGGUACAGAAUGUUCUCCACCUUCUUCCUUCAUCCCGCAGGAAGGACGCACGCAUUCUACGCUCAUGUUUGCCGUUUUAGUUGUUCCUACCUCUCAGGCCACGCCCCCUGCAGUGUUGUAGUCCAGUGCAUGUUUCGGUCUGUGAUGUUCUCGUGAGUUCAGAGAAACGGUUCAAACUCGGCAGAGGAAACCAGUUAUUCCAUACAAACCCGGCUCUUCUGGAGGGACUUGAGCUGCAGAACCUCUGUGGUUCUGACGGCUCAGAGACCCUCACAGAUCGCAUCUUCUCUGCAGGUUUUGGGUUUGUGGGUCUGCAGACGCUGCAGCGUUUCAUGACUGCUUCACCACUGCAGCACUUUUCCUGAAGCAUUUCAGAAACCCGUUUGUCCCGGUUCGGUUCUGGACAUUCUUCCAGAACGUUAGAGGUGAGGGAUCAGAUUUCAUGAACGGAUGGACCCUAAAAAUCAGUCGAUUUCUUUACCAAUCAGUGUUUUUCCCGGUACGUAGUGGCUCCGGUUUGACCUGCAUGACGCCGUUUAGGACUUUGUGAAAUGGAUUUUCAGACGUUCUGCUCCUAAACGGACCUGAUGAAGCUCCUCCUCAGCUUCAGCCGCCCCCCCUGCCAGAACCAGAGGUCGUUUAGGAUGAAUGUUAAUCGUUCUGGUUCUGUAUCUAACAGCUGCUGUGCCUUUAUGAGGAAGACUCCGGCGGUCGAAGACGCUCGUCUGGUUUCAUUUGCUUUAGAGUUUCACUGCAGUUUGAGAGUUUACCAGAAGAUUCUGGGACGGUGUCGGUCCAUUCUCUGCUGGACGGAGCCAUUCCAGAACCUUCUGAGCCCAAAGGCUUGAAGGAAAUGUUUGGAUCCGGAGUGGCAGCAGGAGCGCUCGGACCACCAGGAUCCACUGAAGAAUUGUUUUCUUUUCCUCCAGAAUCUCCUGUUUUUAGGAAAUAAAUGUUCAAUAAAUUUUUCACCAUCAAA